CACACAAUCGCCGACACGUACCUGAACACUUCCGGAAAACCCUACUUUCCUUUUGUAGUAUAUAUAUACAGUACAGGUGGAGAAAUUGAAUAUUAGUGGACAAAGAGUCUAGGUCAUAUAGCUAGCUAGUAUUGCGGACAGGAUGAAGGCUUUUCUUGCCGUUUUUCUUUUCUGUGGCAGUGUAGGUCUGGUAGCCUGUCAAGGUGAUACCAUGGGCUUGACUGGUUGUUCUGAACCGGGUCUCGGCUGGGAGGAUCCAAUUUCGUCCGAGUUUUUGUAUUCGUUCGCAACUCAAGAAAACGCUGCAGAUGAAACUGGAUGGGAUUACACCGUGAAUUGUAGCGACCUAAGCUAUGUCGGCAGAGCCCAGUGGGGAGGCACGACACCAAAAGAUUUUAAAAACAUGGAAAAGUCUUCAGUAAGCAUUGUCUUUAUCCAUCAUACGGUUCAAAGACACUGCACCACGGAAUCUGAAUGUAAGAAGGCCGUAGUGAAGGUAGAAGAUCUCCACCAAAAAAGUUUAGGCUGGGAUGACAUUGGAUACAACUUUCUUGCUGGCGAGGAUGGCAGAAUAUACCAGGCACGGGGCUGGAAUCGUGUCGGAGCACACACCCCGGGUUUCAACAAAAUCGCAAUCUCUAUUGGAGCUAUGGGGAACUACAUGCUUCAAGCUCCUGAUCAGAAACUUCUGGAUGCCAUACAGGCCCAUAUUGAAUGUGGAGUCGCUUCAGGCAAAUUGACUCCGGAUUACAAGUUGUAUGGUCACAGGGAUGCCACCAAUACACAGUCUCCUGGGGAUUUCCUUUAUGACGUCAUCAAAACAUGGCCUCAUUUUGACCAGGACACCCCCCGACCGAUAAAACCUCCGAUGUUGUAAUCCCAAUAACAUUUUGUUCUGCCUACAGAUAAAUACUCAAUACUCUACGUUUAUGAAUUUCUUAAAUUUACUGCAGCGUAUUUUUACCGUUUUUAUUUUUCACGUACUGCAGUACAAAAGAGAACAAUUUUUAACCAUUUUAUGCCCCUGAAUAAAAUUAAGCUGUGAAGCGGUCUUAAAAUUUUGGUCACUAUAGAUAACACACAUUUAAUACUCAUGACGCACAUGUCAAAAAAAUCAAGCGUGUCAUCAUGAUGUGGUCUACACCAUCAGCAAAAAUGGACACAGUACAAUUAUUUUAUAUACAUUAUUUGUAUCUUUAUCUCGCAGUACAAACUUUGUUCAGAGUUGUCGUUCCUUACGCUCACUUUACAGCUUAAGUAAAUUUAGGAAGGGCAACUGAUGAUAGUUUCUCGGUGUAGUAAGGAGGGGCUAGGUUGAACCAAUAUCCAGGCAACUUUUGCAGGUUUUAUUUCAUUGAUGUGAGCAGUGCACUCAAGUUUUUUACCAACAUUUAUUUCAAUUUAACUGCAUUUAUAGGGGUUAUAAUGCUACAUACAGUUCACUUGCACAUUUCAAUUCCACCAAUUGAAAUUUCAAUUUUGGAUUUUCACAAUAUUGUUCCUACCAUGCCCACAUAAUUCCUCGUACAAUUUUAUCAAACUUUUAUGAAAUUAAACUAAUGAAGUUGUCCAGUUGCACUGUAUUUCCAUUCUGUCAUCUGUAUAUAUAUGGGAGUAAUUCACCUGUUUUUUACUAGUAAGCAAUUCAUUAGACAAAUCUUGUGUAUAUUAUUACCACGAUGGCAUUCUACCCUUUUGAAAAAUUCUUCGCCAAAUCUUGCUCGAAAUGAAGUUUCACCAAGGUAAUCGCUGUAGUUCAAUUUUUUAUCAUUUAUAUAUACAUAUCUAUGGGAUACCUAGCAUUUAUCUUGAACCUUAUAUCAGUGUUCUUCUUUGAAAACAUUUGUGUCAAAACUUUUAUUUCCCUUUGUAUGUAAGAGAUGGUAGCUAAAAGGUUGUGGCUGAUAGUUUUAGCUUGUAACACUACUUACUAACAUGACCCUUGUGUAAACUAACAUAUCUUGCCAUACCAUUACAAGCCUACAAAUUGACACUGGAGUAUUAUGACAUACCGUUCAGCUAAACCAAGUUGUGUUGGAUCCAAGUGUCAGAUUACAUGUACAGGUUUUGCUUAUGUAUACAUGAUUUCUUUCUUUCAACCCAUUUUAUACAAAAAACGUUUAAUAAAAAAUUUCUGAAACAAAACAAAUA
This is a messenger RNA of Pecten maximus, 2151 nucleotides long. Its product is annotated as peptidoglycan recognition protein 1-like. Gene Ontology annotation, molecular function: zinc ion binding; N-acetylmuramoyl-L-alanine amidase activity. NCBI's taxonomy places the organism in Eukaryota, Metazoa, Mollusca, Bivalvia, Pectinida, Pectinidae. The record is from RefSeq and is a predicted model, not a curated record. Gene Ontology annotation, biological process: peptidoglycan catabolic process.